Molecule: messenger RNA, 1611 nt
Organism: Thyridium curvatum
Lineage: Eukaryota; Fungi; Ascomycota; Sordariomycetes; Thyridiales; Thyridiaceae
Exons: 1
Coding region: 1-1611 (536 amino acids)
Cellular component (GO): endoplasmic reticulum lumen
Molecular function (GO): protein N-acetylglucosaminyltransferase activity
Source: RefSeq, a predicted model, not a curated record
AUGCUGGCGCCCUACACGUUCGGGCGUCUUCGCCUCUUCAUCAUCAUCGGGAGCCUUCUUCUUUUUCUUGUGACUACCUAUGGCCUGUCACGAAGUUCAAGUCGAACGCAUCCUUCCCAUAGCUGGUCAGGCUUUACAAAAGCUAGUCUAACAACAAACAGCAAAAAUGGUUCACUAUCGAUCCCGGAGCUAGAAGAGAUCCCACCCCUGAAACCCGGCGAGUCAGCCUUCUGCGAAGAUCGUUUCGGUCCCCGAUACCUGGAGCAGCUACGAGAUCACACGAUCCAAUACUGCAAACCCGACUCAUCUGCCGCUCGACUCUCUUGCCUGCAUAGCCAUGUUCACAACGACAACAACCAUGAUUCAUUUUGUAUAGGGCAGGGAGCUUUGUUAGAUCUACCGCAAGCGAAGUUCGUGCUCGACUGCGAGGUCAGGGAUCCGGAUGCCGACGAAAGGGAAAAGGGACUGCUCGCGUUCAGCAGUCUCAAAACUUACUGGUAUCAGACUGGGCCAAAGGUUGUCUUCGACAAGUAUGUGGAGUUCAGCGAAGGCUCCGCCGAACCUUCUUCAGAACUACCUCAGAACAAGCACAAGAAUGAGUUCGCGAUAUUGAUCAAGCGAGAGGGAGAAGGAAAUCUUUGGCACUGCCUUAUGGAGAUAUGGGCGAUGACGAUCACCAUGGACACUCUGCGCAUCAGCCGUGACUCUGAAGACAAGCCGUUCUUCAGCUUUCCCGAGGACAUCGCCAACACCCAAGUCUUCAUCUUGGACGACAAGCCGAACGGCCCCUACUUUGGCCUAUGGGAGCUACUCUCGAAACGGAAGCCUCUCCGUCUGACAGGAAAUAAGGCGGAACCAAAGGCCUUGGCGCAAUACGAAGGCAAACGUCUCGACAUCAUCGCCCCUCUCCCCGGCGCCAGCAAUUCCCUCUGGCAGAACGACUGGGUCGUCCGCGACUGCACCGAGUCCCCGUUGCUCAGGCUCUUCGUGCAAAGAGUAUUCCAACACCUCCACAUCCCCCACAAGCCCGGCCCGCAUGCUCCAGUGAAGAAUCAGCAAGACGUCACCCUGACAUUCAUCGACCGGCGUGGCACCCGCCAGCUCCUCCACCACGAGGAGCUGAUCGAUGGCUUGCGAACUCGCUUUCCCGACGUACACGUCCAGUCCGUCGACUUUGGCAGCAUCCCGUUCGCGGAGCAGCUCCGCGUUGUGCAGGAGACAGACGUACUCGUCGGUGUGCACGGCGCCGGGCUGACACACACCAUGUUUAUGCGCGAGGGUGCGGGCGCGGUGGUGGAGAUACAGCCCGAUGGGCUCUUUCACAAGGGGUUCCAGAACCUGGCGGGUAUGACGGGGCAGCGGUACUUUAGUGCCCAUGCCGAGAUGGUUGCGCCUGGAGGGAGGACUGAGAAGAGGGCAGAUAAAGAAGAUGAUGGACCCGGCGAGGGCGACACCGAAUACUCGAGUAGGGGACAGUCGAGCCGGUUAAGGCGUGACAACGACUGGCAGAACUCGGAUGUCCGCAUGGAGGAAGAUCGAUUCGUGGCACUUGUUGAGAUGGCGAUCAAAUCUCUUGCUAGCGAGGCAGUCAGGAGUGAAGAUGUGGUUUGA